GAAGAAGGGAAGUCAUCUGAGGCAAGUUUCAGUCGACUAUGAACCAUCAUGAACAAAUCUGCUGUGAUGCACCUGUUGGUGCUGGCUUCACUGUGGUGCUGCCAUGGAACCAGCCAAGUCUCGCUGAAGGUGUCUCCUGGGCCCAAUCUAUUUGAAGGCGGCUUCUUUCUGCUGAAAUGUUUUCCUGAAGACCAAGCUGAAGAGGAAGAAUGGAGAGUGUGCAGAAACACCACCAAGCAGCCCACCUCCCAGCCCACCUCCCAGCUCUGUGGGCAGGGCUGGGGCCAACAGCUCAUGAACAGCUGCAAGGUGGGGCUGGCCGUGACCUGGGACAGCGGGCUGUACUGGUGCCAGUCCAAAGAGGGCGCUGUCAGCAGCACUGUCGGCAUCAGAGUGGAGAGCAGUAAACUCCUGGUGGUAGUUCCAAUGCUCCCGGUGUCUGAAGGUGAAGACGUGACUCUGACGUGUUUGGACAGAGACCGCUCCAGUGUGUCCGCUCACUUCUACAGAGACGACCUCCAGCUGACCUCUGACCCCCGCCCUGACCUCUCCCUCCGCCCUGUAAGUUGGUCUGACCGGGGCUGGUACAAGUGCAGCGCCAGAGAUAUGGAGUCUUCACCCGCUCUUCUACAAGUCCACAACCGCAGUGGAGAUUGGACAGAGAUAGCGCCCACAAACUCCGCCCCUGAGCCUGACUCCGCCCACACACACCUGGUGUUGAAGGUGCUCUGCCACCUGCUGGUCUUGUGCCCGUACUGCAUCUCCACUGUGCUCAUGAUCUCCCUGUAUCAACGACAAAGACCCACAGACGGGAGGCCAUGGCACAAAGAGAAAAAUGAAGAAUCCGAAGAUGCUGUGGCUGCUGUCACCACCAACCAUUAUUUUUGAGAUGUGUAUAAAAAUCUUUUAUCUUUUUACUAUACAUAUCCUGCUAUCCAUACUGCGUUUUAAUGAACAUUAAUCAAACAUGCAUGAGGAGUGUUUUUUUUUUUUUUUGUAUGCCUUAAUUAAUCUCACAAAGACGGUGUGUGAGAUUUUUCUCUGUUCUUGGGCUGCUCGCUCUCCUCCAAUGCACCUGUUUCUAGAAAUUGAUGUGCAAAUUUCUCAUUCUUUUAUAAGCUACUAAAAUAUAAAACUUUUAAUACUAAGAAAUAGAUUAUUAAAAAGUUUCAAGUAACAUGACAGACCUAUGUUCCCCAGUACUGCUGCUCCUAAGUUUGUAUGGGUGAGGUAACAGCAGCUCCAGGAAACAGUGGUACCUCGUGUUUAAAAAGGUCCCGUUGGUCUCCUGUUCUCUGGGGGGAGAACAGCGGCACCGGGGAACAUCAGAACGUCCCCGUGUUCAUUUAGAACAGGGGUGCUCAAUACGUCGAUCGCGAUCUACCAGUCGAUCGCCAAGGUCGUGUGGGUAGAUCGCCGUGUCUCGUCUCGUACUCGCGUUUGGACUCGGUCUUGUCUCUCACUCAAGGUUUGACACUCAACAAGUGUGAUCAUAUUUCAUUACGGCCGUUGCUGUUGGUAAUAAACUUGUAGCGGGUGCAGGAGCGUGUGGGGCGUCUCAGUGCAGCCUGUGCGCUCAUUUGAAACCCGCGGA
Boleophthalmus pectinirostris (great blue-spotted mudskipper) is the source of this 1594-nucleotide messenger RNA. RefSeq lists its product as uncharacterized. Gene Ontology annotation, biological process: cell surface receptor signaling pathway. Bases 49 to 888 code for a protein of 279 amino acids. The record is from RefSeq and is a predicted model, not a curated record. NCBI's taxonomy places the organism in Eukaryota, Metazoa, Chordata, Actinopteri, Gobiiformes, Gobiidae. The transcript is spliced from 6 exons. Gene Ontology annotation, molecular function: transmembrane signaling receptor activity.